CCCCCCCCCCCCCCCCCCCCCCCCCCCCCCCCCCCCCCCCCCCCCCCCCCCCCCCCCCCCCCCCCCCCCCCCCCCCCCCCCCCCCCCCACCCCCCCCCCCCCCCCCCCCCCCCCCCCCCCCCCCCCCCCCCCCCCCCCCCCCCCCCCCCCCCCCCCCCCCCCCCCCCCCCCCCCCCCCCCCCCCCCCCCCCCCCCCCCCCCCCCCCCCCCCCCCCCCCCCCCCCCCCCCCCCCCCCCCCCCCCCCCCCCCCCCCCCCCCCCCCCCCCCCCCCCCCCCCCCCCCCCCCCCCCCCCCCCCCCCCCCCCCCCCCCCCCCCCCCCCCCCCCCCCCCCCCCCCCCCCCCCCCCCCCCCCCCCCCCCCCCCCCCCCCCCCCCCCCACCCCCCCCCCCCCCCCCCCCCCCCCCCCCCCCCCCCCCCCCCCCCCCCCCCCCCCCCCCCCCCACCCCCCCCCCCCCCCCCCCCCCCCCCCCCCCCCCCCCCCCCCCCCCCCCCCCCCCCCCCCCCCCCCCCCCCCCCCCCCCCCCCCCCCCCCCCCCCCCCCCCCCCCCCCCCCCCCCCCCCCCCCCCCCCCCCCCCCCCCCCCCCCCCCCCCCCCCCCACCCCCCCCCCCCCCCCCCCCCCCCCCCCCCCACCCCCCCCCCCCCCCCCCCCCCCCCCCCCCCCCCCCCCCCCCCCCCCCCCCCCCCCCCCCCCCCCCCCCCCCCCCCCCCCCCCCCACCCCCCCCCCCCCCCCCCCCCCCCCCCCCCCCCCCCCCCCCCCCCCCCCCCCCCCCCCCCCCCCCCCCCCCCCCCCCCCCCCCCCCCCCCCCCCCCCCCCCCCCCCCACCCCCCACCCCCCCCCCCCCCACCCCCCCCCCCCCCCCCCCCACCCCCCCCCCCCCCCCCCCCCCCCCCCCCCCCCCCCCCCCCCCCCCCCCCCCCCCCCCCCCCCCCCCCCCCCCCCCCCCCCCCCACCCCCCCCCCCCCCCCCCCCCCCCCCCCCCCCCCCCCCCCCCCCCCCCCCCCCCCCCCCCCCCCCCCCCCCCCCCCCCCCCCCACCCCCCCCCCCCCCCCCCCCCCCCCCCCCCCCCCCCCCCCCCCCCCCCCCCCCCACCCCCCCCCCCCCCCCCCCCCCCCCCCCCCCCCCCCACCCCCCCCCCCCCCCCCCCCCCCCCCCCCCCCCCCCCCCCCCCCCCCCCCCCCCCCCCCCCCCCCCCCCCCCCCCCCCCCCCCCCCCCCCCCCCCACCCCCCCCCCCCCCCCCCCCCCCCCCCCCCCCCCCCCCCCCCCCCCCCCCCCCCCCCCCCCCCCCCCCCCCCCCCCCCCCCCCCCCCCCCCCCCCCCCCCCCCCCCCCCCCCCCCCCCCCCCCCCCCCCCCCCCCCCCCCCCCCCCCCCCCCCCCCCCCCCCCCCCCCCCCCCCCCCCCCCCCCCCCCCCCCCCCCCCCCCCCCCCCCCCCCCCCCCCCCCCCCCCCCCCCCCCCCCCCCCCCCCCCCCCACCCCCCCCCCCCCCCCCCCUACAAGUUAGGUGCGCACAUGUUCAGGAUUGCUGUGAUGCCUUUUACAGUCAAAUAUAAUGCUGCCACUUCUGGUGAGCCACCUGGACUCUGGGACUCCAUUGUCUGUGCUGAGUUAACUGACAUUAGCUGGGGAUCCAGCAUCUGGAUUGUUCUCCCUGUGAGCUCUUCUGGCAACUGUGCCCGUUAA
Messenger RNA from Carcharodon carcharias (great white shark), 1686 nucleotides. RefSeq names its product basic proline-rich protein-like. Lineage: Eukaryota; Metazoa; Chordata; Chondrichthyes; Lamniformes; Lamnidae. The transcript has 2 exons. The annotation marks the transcript as partial. The record is from RefSeq and is a predicted model, not a curated record.